CUCCCAAACCACAAACCACAAACCAUAACCCACUCCUCCUCACAAUCGCCCUCGCGGUUCUCAACAAACCCAACAGCGACAAUGGCCCUCCACGCUCCCCGAUCACCUCUAAUAUGCCCCUCCACGCCAUCCGACCCCGGCCCCGGCCCCUCCUGUAUACCCUCCAUCGCAGUGGCAGCGGCCGCGGCGGCACAUAACCAGGCGCCGCAAUUCAUGCUAAGCUCCCUCAACUUAUCCGAUCUAUCCUCCGACCCCCUCCAACAAUUCCGGUCCUGGUACAUCUCCGCUCAGACCUCUGGCGUGGUGAGUCCCGAAACCGUGUGUUUGAGUACCGCCUCGCUACCAAGUGGACGGGUGACGAGUCGGUACGUUUAUUUGAAGGAGAUGGAUGGGCGCGGAUUCGUGGUGUACAGUAAUUGGGGGACUUCUCAAAAAUCCAAAGAUGUGGAGGCGAAUUCAUGGGUCAGCUUGGCAUUCUGGUGGAGGGAGCAAGAGCGCCAAGUCAGGAUUGAAGGACGCGUGGAGAAAAUGAGUCAGGAGGAGAGUCAGAAGUACUUCGAUACGAGAGCGAGGGGAUCGAAGAUCGGGGCGUGGGCUAGUAGGCAGAGUGGACGGAUUGAUGGGAGGGAGGUGUUGGAGGGGUGGGUGGGCGAGGUCGAGGAGAGGUUUAAGGGAGUGGAUGAGAUUCCGUGUCCGGAGUUUUGGGGUGGGGUGAGGGUCGUGCCAGAGAGGGUAGAGUUUUGGCAAGGAAGGGAGAGUAGGUUGCAUGAUCGGUUUGAGUAUGUGAGGAAGGGUGGGGAGGAGAGAGGGAAGGAGGAGGGGAGGAAGGAGGAGGGGAAGGAGGAGGGGAAGGAAGAGAAGGAGCCAGAGGUGGGAGGGGAGUGGGAUAUUGCGAGGUUGAGUCCGUAAGUUGGGCUGGGAGAAGUGUUUUAUUGGCUGGUGGUUGAAGAGUGAUAGUUAAGAGAGGAUGAGUUCUGUUUUUUUUUCAAAUGGCGAGGGAGAGGGGCCUGGAAAUAGCGAGGCUGAAUCUACGAUCAGGCGGAGAUGUCUCAAUCGGGGCGUUUUGGGAGAUAAACUCAGCUUUUUUUUUUGCAGGCAUUAACAGAAUCAGAGGAGUUACAAGCGAUGAGGAAUCUCUCAAACGUAUUCUUUAUUAUUUAUUAUCCACGUGUUACAUCAUUGUACUGGCGUCAACUGUUGUUGACGGCAACGACACCGACCGGAUUAUCUCCAGGGGGGCCGGAACAACCUAACGCCGAACUCGCUUCCGACGCCGAGAUGUGCUGAAAGGGCAAUAUGCAUCGACGAUGCUCAAGAUCCCCAAACCUCCCAGCCCCAAAAAACAUUAAUUCAC
Molecule: messenger RNA, 1354 nt
Organism: Pseudogymnoascus verrucosus
Lineage: Eukaryota; Fungi; Ascomycota; Leotiomycetes; Thelebolales; Thelebolaceae
Exons: 1
Coding region: 82-909 (275 amino acids)
Biological process (GO): pyridoxine biosynthetic process
Molecular function (GO): pyridoxamine phosphate oxidase activity; FMN binding
Source: RefSeq, a predicted model, not a curated record